This is a messenger RNA of Closterium sp. NIES-65, 1944 nucleotides long. Lineage: Eukaryota; Viridiplantae; Streptophyta; Zygnematophyceae; Desmidiales; Closteriaceae. The record is from the annotation of a GenBank genome assembly.
AUGCCGCUGGUUACAGCGUUACGUGUAACAAUGCCUCACCUCGCCAUGCCGCCCGCUGCACUGCCUCGCCGUUACAGGAUCAGCAGCGGCAGGAACUGCAUGCUCAAGAACGACCGUUACAGGAACGACGGUUACAGGAACGACGGUUACAGGAACGACGACAACAAGAACGAUGGCUCCAGGAACGUCGAUUACAGGAAUACGCACGCGCAGCAGCGAUUCUGGGUGGCGGAAGUGGCGCGCCUGGAGGCGCAAGUGGCGGAGACCAGGCGGCAGAUGGAGGAGAUGCGGACGGAAAGACGGGCAGCGGAGAGGGAAGCGGAGCGGAGGGGGAGGGAGGUGCGGAGGCUUGAAGAGCGGGUGGAGAGUGGGGAGAGGGAGAGGCGGGUUCUCAUGGGGGAGGUGGAAUUGGUGAAGGCACAACUGAGGAAGGUGAGACUGAUGGUGGGGGAAGAGGGAGGUUUGGUGAACCGAGGGCAAGAGAGGAUCGAGGGUGAGGGUGUGGGAAGAGAGAGUGUGGAUGGUUCGGGGGUUGGAGAGGAGUGGGGAAGCGAGUUAGCAGCAAUUAACGGGUUUGGUCAGAGGCCGGGAGUAGUUGGGGAGAAGAAGAGUGCGAAAAACGAGGAGAGGAAGCGUGGAAGGGGGGAGGAUGAGGAGGAUAGGGAUAGAGGGGUGGGGAAUGAGAAGGAGAGACGUGGGAGGGAGGAGGGCGAUGCGGAUAUGAGUAGACGAGAGAAGUCUAGUUUUGAGGCGGAUAUGAGUAGACAAGAGAAGGAUGAGGUGGAUGGGCGUAGGGAGGCGGGGAGUGAGGAGGUCAGGCCGCAGAGUGUUGACAGGUGCACUUCGGUUCUGGGACCACUUGCAGCAGAGAGGGCACAUGCAGUGAGGGAGGGCGGUGCAGCAGAAGCAGCUGUGGCAGGGCUCUCCCGCCAGCUGGCAGUCCAGCUGGCACGCUUGGGUAGGCUGUCAAGACCGUUGGCGAGGGGUGGGGACUUGGGUGGCAAGCAGGUGGUUGCGGUGGGAUUUGAUAUGCGGGCGGCAGACAGGAUGGAGGGUGAUGUGUGGAGAGAGGGUGAGGAGGGUUCGCUUACAGCCUCCCUGUCUCCGCACACCUCCUGCUCUCCUCCUCCUCCCACACCUCUGCUCUCUGCCACCCCUCCUCUCUCUCCCACCUCCACUCCCCCUCUCUCCCCCGCUUCCCUCUCCCCCCACACUCCACCCUCUCAGGACUCCAACGGCUCCCCCCCUCUCUUCCACAGUUCCUCCCACCUCCUCCUCCCACCUGCACCUCCUCCUCUCUUCCCCACCCCCACCACUCCUUCCGCCUUCCUCUCACAGCUCUUCGCAUUUGGUCCCAUCCGUCCCGCUCCCGUCCCUUCUCUUCCACCCCCUCCUGUCCACUCCACCUCCUCUGAUCCCUUACCCGUCUCUGCCUCUGCCUCUAACCCCUCUCUGACCAACCCCUCCUUUCCAGUCUCUGCCUUCAACCCCCCUCUGAUACACCCUCCCCUGGCCCACGCCCACCCUGCUCCCCUCCGCCGCCUCCGGUCGGCUGGGCUUCCAGCCAGAGCCAAAGGGAUGCGCCAGGGAGCACGGGUUGCGGAGGAGACAGGGCAUCGGGGAGGGGGACAUGGGGCAGACGAGACAUCAGCAGCAGGGGGAGCAGUAGUAGGAAGCGGAGCAGGAGUAGGAGCAGGGGGAGCAGGACCACGAGCAGGACCACGAGCCUUGGCACAAGCAUCUGAGCGAUUUGAGCGUCAGAGAUUGCCAGAGAGUUUAGAGCGUCAGAGAGGAACAGCGCCAGUAGCAGAGCAGCCUUUAGUGAAGCAGGCAAGCAUGACACUAGCAGGUGGAGUCAGGAGAGCUGCACAGCUGGAGGUUUUUGAUUGGCUGUCUGAGCUGGCAGAUGAUUCGCUGUCAGAUGAAGAGGAGCAAGUAUUCUAG